AUGGAUAGUGACCAGGUCACUAGUCAUAGGUCUGAGUCUCCCUCACCUGAUGCUGAAGGGUUAGGUAGACGUCGACGCAGAGCAUCUGAUAGUGAUGUUGACGAUGGACAAGUUUGUAAGGCUAUCAAGAUUCAACAAAGCAAAGGAAGACUGAAGGCCGCUGAUUAUGAACCAUCAGUUCAUAGUAUCUUUGGUGUGGCCUGGGCACUCUAUUGCGGCUGUCUAUGUACUAAGGACCCUAUGCCCGAUCGCAUGCAGGAGGUCACUUGGGCAAAGUUGGCAUGGAACGAAGCAUGUAAGAGAUUGAAUACUUGCGUUGCAUAUGAUGCAGAGAUUCUAAAAAUGAUCACUUCUCGAGGCUCACACCUUCAUGGCGAGGUCAAGACCAAAGUCCGGCCAUAUGUGGCAGAUGAGUAUGGGUUUGAGACGAGUACUAAGCAAUCUGUCAUUGAUAGAAACAUUGCACUCACAUGGGAACUCAAGAAAGAUUUCGCCUUUGUUUACAAGACUCGCUCUGCAAAUGGUAACAAAGGCCUAUAUGGUGCGAAGAUUAUCCAGAAGGGUGUCAACACAAUAUGGUUCCGUGAUAAGAAAGAUGAGGGAGUCUUAUAUCCUGAGUUUUACAAGCCGUUUCCGGAGGUUGGACUGGCAUUGCUCUUGACUGCGAUUGAAAGCUGCAUCGACGAAUGGAGCAGUGGUGCUCAAACAAACAAAAUGUUCACAGUCAAUGAGUAUCAGGAUGUCCUGGAUGAACACCUCACCAAUCUCGCAGACUUCGAUGAGCACACCAAGGCUCAGGGCCUGCUACCAAAACUGUUGUCUCGUCUUCAUGACAAUGGCCGGUGA
This is a messenger RNA of Suillus plorans, 846 nucleotides long. RefSeq lists its product as uncharacterized. The transcript is spliced from 4 exons. The record is from RefSeq and is a predicted model, not a curated record. NCBI's taxonomy places the organism in Eukaryota, Fungi, Basidiomycota, Agaricomycetes, Boletales, Suillaceae. The coding region runs from base 1 to 846 and encodes 281 amino acids.